Anolis sagrei ordinatus is the source of this 423-nucleotide messenger RNA. The record is from RefSeq and is a predicted model, not a curated record. Lineage: Eukaryota; Metazoa; Chordata; Lepidosauria; Squamata; Anolidae.
UCUUCAUUGGAAACAACAGCAAGUUCUUUGCCUCCAAGACUAAUGGAUGGGGAGAAUGGUUGUGAAGGUCGACUUGAAGUCUAUUACAAAGGGGAAUGGGGCACAGUCUGCGAUGAUGGCUGGGACUUAGAUGAUGCCCAGGUUGUGUGCAGACAGCUUCGCUGUGGAAAUGCCAUUGAAGCUCCAAUUAGUGCCGAAUUUGGUGAAGGCUCUGGUAACAUCCACCUGAAUAAUGUCAAGUGCCAAGGAAAUGAAUCAUCACUUAAAGAUUGUUCCCAUGAUGGAUGGGGAGUUCAUAAUUGUCACCACAAGGAAGAUGCCAGUGUUAUCUGCUCAGGCCCACCAGCUACUACAGAAACACCAGUUACAACUGGAAGACUUCAAGUCUCAACUGAGAAGGGUAUUACCAGAGGUAUGUGUUAA